AUGGCGCAACAACCCGACCCCAGUCACAAUGUCCCGGGGGAGCUGAUCCCCCACAUCCACCUCAUGUCCUCAUUUCGAUACCCGGCAGCAGCUCGCCUGGACAUCAACGAGGUUGCCAAGUGGCUGAUGGCCGCGCCGCAAAUCGCGCGUGACAAGGCUCCCUUCUUCUGGGGUUAUCUCGACAAGCCCGCGGAUGGCACAACUCUCCUGACAUGGCAACCGUUGCAGCGCCUGGGUACCAACUUUGCCACGGAUGGCUUCGUGUGGUCGCCUCCUGAGGAAAUCUACAAGCACGACCUUCGCAAUGGCGCAAUUAUGGAAAUCUACUUGUUGAAGACUGGCUAUAUUCCUGGAGAACAAGUGGCCGCUCACGCCCGGCGUCGCUUCCGCCUGGUGCCCGCACCUAACCACCCGAACCCUCCUCCUGUCGACCAGAACCUUUUUGUUGUCCACUACGGUCCUUCGGAUCCCGAUGCCCGUAUGCCUCACAAUGCAAUUCCCUACGAUGAGAGAGUUGCUGCUAUUAUGCAGCAGCGUGCGUUCCUUCUCAACCGCGGCAUGCUUCGACGCAAAGACUUUAUGCUAUCCGACCGCGCCAACUGGCCCACGAUGCCCGAGCUCACGCGCCAGCAGAUGGGUGGGCAGCAAAACCCUCGCGGUGUGCCUCAGCAGAUGGCGUACCCGCCGCAGCCCGUCGCCGGGCCUCCCGCGAAGCGAGCUCGCCACGGCCAAGGUCAGCAGGCUGCCAUGCCUCAGAUGCCGGCACUUGACGUUCUGGAUGACGACGAAGAUAUUUCGCGAGGUGACAUGUUUGACCAUCUGACUCCGAGGGAGCUGUCUCUCGGACGUUACCAACAAAACCACGAGUGGAUGGAGGAAAUUCUCUCCUCGCCAUAUCGCAUGGGACAGAUUACCCCCGCUGAUCUCGGUCUUGGCCUCAAGGGCGAGCUUGCCUCGCUGACGGAAGGAAUUUUUGCUGCUCAGGGCGGCGACGCUUUCAGUCAGCUGCCUCAAAAGACAUACGUCGGCAAGCUGGAGCCUGGUCUAGCAGAUGAGUUCCGUAACCGAGUCAACGAAUAUGUCGCCUCCACGGAGGCCGAAAUCGCUAAGAUGAAGGAGGAGCAAAAGCAAAAACUGGCCCAGUUCAAGGAGGGUUCUUUCAUUCGCACAAAGGAGCGCGAGCUCAGGUCGCUGGUUGAACAAACCGGACAUGAAGUAUGGAGAAUCGAAGGUCGCGUGGAUAAUACCGACAAUGACGACGAACACCCCCGUACAACCAGCAAGCAUACUCUAGACGACAUUGUGCAGCAGGUUGAAGCUUCUCUCGAUCGCAAGAUUGAGAGCAAACCCGCCCUUACACGCAUUCAAGAGGGAGGCUACCAAAUUCCUCCUCCUGAGCCCGAGCCCGAGCCGGAGGCCGAACCUACUACGGCGCCUGGGCAGCAAAUGUCUCGCCAGGUCUCUCAAGCUGGAUCACAGAACAGCGGCUUGAUGAUGGGCGAUGCUGACAUGGAUAUGGGAGACACAGCGUCCGGCUUACUUGACCAGAUGCACACUGGUCUGUCAUCCGCGUCCACGCCGGCUAAUAACUUCCCUACUCCUCAAGCGCAUCUGUCCGCUGGGCAGUCGACGGCCGCUACACCAGCCAACGUCAACGUGCCCUCGCCAGCUCCUGCGCAGCCUGCGUCCUCCACUGACGCCACUAUGGGUGACGCGAAUGCUCCCAAGCCUGGGCAGCUUAAUGCGCCAGGCGAGCAAGACGGUGACUGGGUUGUCGUGCCCAAGGAUGGCUCUUCAGAUCCCAACGUAGGUGCAGCCUCCGCUGCCAAGUCGUCGGCUGAGGACGCCAAGCAGCCGAGCGUCACAAAGCCGUCUGCGGAAGCCACGCCGGCCGGUUCCAACUCAUUCGACCAGAACGACUUUAGCUCCCUGGGCGACCUGGACACUGCCGGUGACGCCCUGUCUGGAUUCGACGCCCCAGAAAUGGACAGCGGUGCUGGUGACUUAGGUGAAGACAUAGACCUCAACAUGGAGAUGGAAGACUCCGCAUUUGGCGAUGCUUUCCACGGAGUCGGUGCUUCUGGCACUCCGGGUGAGGGGCAGGAAUAA
Akanthomyces muscarius is the source of this 2109-nucleotide messenger RNA. RefSeq lists its product as uncharacterized. The record is from RefSeq and is a predicted model, not a curated record. The coding region runs from base 1 to 2109 and encodes 702 amino acids. Gene Ontology annotation, biological process: chromatin remodeling. Lineage: Eukaryota; Fungi; Ascomycota; Sordariomycetes; Hypocreales; Cordycipitaceae. The transcript is spliced from 3 exons.